This is a messenger RNA of Lepus europaeus (European hare), 1245 nucleotides long. It is a transcript of the gene ACTL9, whose product is annotated as actin like 9. NCBI's taxonomy places the organism in Eukaryota, Metazoa, Chordata, Mammalia, Lagomorpha, Leporidae. The coding region runs from base 1 to 1245 and encodes 414 amino acids. Gene Ontology annotation, cellular component: cytoplasm; axon; NuA4 histone acetyltransferase complex. Gene Ontology annotation, biological process: axonogenesis; cell motility. Gene Ontology annotation, molecular function: protein kinase binding; nucleosomal DNA binding. The transcript has a single exon. The record is from RefSeq and is a predicted model, not a curated record.
AUGGAUGAAGAUUAUCCCAUGCCCCCCCAGGAGGCUGAGUCCUCCCUGGAGGCCCCCAGGCCGGCCUUGAACCCCAGCCCAGUCGCAGAGACCAGCUCGGACUCCCCUGGCAUGGUGGGCGACCGGCUGCCCCCGAGAACGGGCGCCGUGGUGAUCGACAUGGGCACGGGCACCUGCAAAGUGGGCUUCGCCGGGCAGGCUCGGCCCACCUACACCGUGGCCACCCUCAUGGGCUGCCAGCCCAAGAAGCAGGCCACCGAGGGGCAGCCCGAAAUGGAGACGUUCAUCGGCGAGGCGGCGCGCACGCACCCGGAGCUGGCGCUGGUGCAGCCGCUGCGCCACGGCAUCGUGGUGGACUGGGAGGCUGCCGAGCUCAUCUGGCGCCACCUGCUGGAGCACGACCUCCGGGUGGACGCCCAGGACCACCCGCUGCUCUUCUCGGACCCGCCCUUCAGCCCUGCCACCAACCGCGAGAAGCUGGUGGAGGUGGCCUUCGAGUCGCUGCGCGCGCCUGCCAUGUACGUAGCCUCGCAGUCUGUGCUGUCCGCCUAUGCCCACGGCAGGGUCAGCGGGCUGGUGGUGGACACCGGCCACGGCGUCACCUACACCGUGCCCGUCUUCCAGGGCUACAACCUGCCGCAUGCCACCGAGCGCCUGGACCUAGCGGGCAACCACCUGACCGCCUUCCUGGCCGAGGUACUGCUGGGCUCUGGCUUCCCUCUGGGGCAGCACGACCUGGACACCGUGGAGAGCAUCAAGCACCGCUACUGUUACGUGGCCGCGGACUUCCAGAAAGAGCAGGCGCGCUCGGAGCAGGAGUGCAGGCAGACGCUGAAGCUGCCCGACGGGCGGACAGUCACGCUGGGCAAGGAGCUGUUCCAGUGCCCGGAGCUGCUGUUCCACCCUCCCGAGAUCCCGGGGCUGGCGCCCGUGGGCCUCCCCACCAUGGCAGAGCACAGCCUCCGCAAGGUGUCGCUGGAGGUGCGCUCGGACGUGGCGCACAACGUGCUGCUGUGUGGCGGCUCCUCCCUCUUCCCCGGCUUCGAGGGCCGCUUCCGCGCCGAGCUGCUGCGCUCGCUGCCGCCCGAGGCCCACGUGGUGGUGGCGGCACAGCCCACCCGGCACUUCUCCGUGUGGAUCGGGGGCUCCAUCCUGGCCUCGCUGCGCGCCUUCCAGUCCUGCUGGGUCCUGCGGGAGCAGUACGAGGAGCAGGGCCCGCACAUCGUGUACCGCAAGUGCUACUGA